Messenger RNA from Theobroma cacao (cacao), 774 nucleotides. Lineage: Eukaryota; Viridiplantae; Streptophyta; Magnoliopsida; Malvales; Malvaceae. The record is from RefSeq and is a predicted model, not a curated record.
GAAAAAGUGUGGGAUUUCAAGGAAUUAAGCUAAUAAAAGUGGUGAGCCCUCUAACAAGGGUAAAGAGUUUGUGCCCGAAGACCAAAAAAUAGGAGUAUAUCGAACUCCUAGAACUGCUCAAAAUAGGCAGUAGAUAGCUUAUUUCACCGAGGCUACCGUUGGGUUACAUCUUCCAAACUAUUGCCAUGCCUCCUCGACGUGGACUCCUACCUCUCACUAGAUCGGUUGGGAGGGGAAGAGGUCGUUCCCAACGUCGUCAACUAGAUGCAGUAAAGGAGGAACCGGCUGCAUUCACCAUUCGGGAAGCACCUGCUGCUGAGCAGGCCGAGACUCCUCCACAUUCUCCACAUUCUUCACAUCCUCUGCCACCUACUGGUACUCCUGCCAUGUCUCCUGAGGUAGUCCAAGCAUUAGCAGCUUUCUUUACCGCUAUUGUUGGCCAGGCUCAAGCUAGUCAAGCUCCUCCUAUAGUACCACCAAUUGCUCCUUCAGUACCACCACCCCCACCUCUAGUUCCACCGCCAGUACAAGAUGUAUCUAUUGCUAAGAAGUUGAAGGAAGCUAGACAAUUGGGUUACAUUUUUUUUACGGGCGAUUUGGAUGCCACCGUAGCCAAAGCUUCGAUUAAUCAAGUUUCGGAGACAUUGUCUGAUAUGAGGUUGGAUGAUCACCUGAAGCUAAUGGUGGCCACGAGAUUACAAGAGAAGAGAGCCCGUACAUGGUGGAAUUCAGUAAAAUCCCAUUCCACUACUCCUCUGACCUAGUCAGACUUUC